This is a messenger RNA of Platichthys flesus (European flounder), 5257 nucleotides long. It is a transcript of the gene slc17a6b, whose product is annotated as solute carrier family 17 member 6b. The coding region runs from base 648 to 2393 and encodes 581 amino acids. The record is from RefSeq and is a predicted model, not a curated record. Gene Ontology annotation, cellular component: excitatory synapse; synaptic vesicle membrane. Gene Ontology annotation, biological process: monoatomic anion transport; synaptic transmission, glutamatergic; neurotransmitter loading into synaptic vesicle. The transcript has 12 exons. NCBI's taxonomy places the organism in Eukaryota, Metazoa, Chordata, Actinopteri, Pleuronectiformes, Pleuronectidae. Gene Ontology annotation, molecular function: neurotransmitter transmembrane transporter activity; L-glutamate transmembrane transporter activity.
GUGUUUGCAGGCUGUUCACACAUCUGGCCUUUGCUCGCGCCGCUCGAGCAUCUGUCCAGAUGUUGCUGCACGCGGGGCUGCCGUCGCUGACCUCGGUGCUGAACGCGACGUCAGACGAAGCCGCGCGCACCACAGGAGGCACGAGCCAGCCUCACUCCCUCUCUGAGUCCACCGAGCCGCCUCCAGCACGCGCGGCUGCCUCCUCAACUUCUCUCCUUUCUUUUUAAAUCCGUCCAUCGACCUUCUCAUCCUCUCUCCCUCCUUUUUAUUUUAAUUUUAUCCUCAUCCUUCGACGGCGCUGCCGUAAUCCCUCCACCUCCACUCCUCGUGCGUCUUCUUGGUGAUGGCACCGUGCGCGGCUGCUGCUGCUGUUCUUUCCCCGGCUUCAGGGGAUGAGCUGAUGGGAGGAGAAGGCGCACGGCUCGUUUGAUUCGUGUGCACGCAUGUUUUUAUUUGUCCUUUCGCUUCGGCACUUUUCCCUGUGAGAGGUCAACUCGUCCGCCGGAUCGUCGCCCUUCCUCGCAUCCACCGCAACUUCGCCAAUUGUUGUUUUGCUCGUGUCGCCGCUGCAUCCUGCGCCGUAACAUGACGACCGAGCAGUAGAAUUUGCACAGAGAAGAUUUAGGCCUCACACAAGCGAUCUGGAUAUGGAGUCCGUGAAGAUGAGGGCUGUGACGGGGGUGAAGGAAUUUGCGGGGAAGACCCUGGGCAAAAUGUACAAGGUGAUCGAGAGGAAGCAGAAGACCGGGGAGGUGAUCGAGCUGACGGAGGACGGGCGGCCCCGGGAGGCCGCGGCGAAGAAGCCCCCGUUGUGUGACUGCAAGUGCUUCGGUCUGCCCCAGCGCUACAUCAUCGCCAUCAUGAGCGGCCUCGGCUUCUGCAUCUCCUUCGGCAUCCGCUGCAACCUGGGCGUGGCCAUAGUGGGCAUGGUCAACAACAGCACCAUCCACGAGAACGGCAAGAUCAUCAUCACAGAGAAAGCCAAGUUCAACUGGGACCCGGAGACCGUGGGGCUGAUUCACGGAUCUUUUUUCUGGGGCUACAUCGUGACCCAAAUCCCGGGAGGAUACAUUUCCUCCAGGCUUGCGGCAAACAGGGUAUUUGGUGCGGCCAUCGUUCUGACCUCCAUCCUCAACAUGUUCAUUCCCUCGGCCGCACGAGUCCACUACGGCUGUGUCAUUUUUGUGAGGAUAUUACAAGGGCUGGUGGAGGGAGUGACCUACCCGGCCUGUCAUGGCAUCUGGAGUAAGUGGGCUCCUCCCCUGGAGAGGAGUCGUCUGGCCACCCUAUCAUUCUGUGGCUCUUAUGCUGGAGCUGUGAUAGCGAUGCCACUGGCCGGGAUCCUGGUUCAGUAUUCUGGCUGGUCCUCAGUCUUCUAUCUCUAUGGAUGCUUUGGCAUCUUCUGGUACAUGUUCUGGAUCCUUGUGUCUUAUGAGAGCCCUGCUGAACAUCCCACCAUCACUGAUGAGGAACGCUGCUACAUUGAGGAGAGCAUUGGAGAAAGUGCCAGGCUCGCGGGUCCUUCUGAGAAAUUCAAGACCCCCUGGAAGAAGUUCUUCACCUCAAUGCCUGUCUAUGCAAUCAUUGUGGCCAACUUCUGCAGGAGCUGGACCUUUUACCUGCUGCUGAUCAGCCAACCUGCCUAUUUUGAGGAAGUGUUUGGCUUUGAGAUAAGCAAGGUGGGCAUGUUGUCUGCUCUCCCCCAUUUGGUGAUGACCAUCAUUGUGCCCAUCGGCGGCCAGCUGGCCGACUACCUGCGCGAAAAGAACAUCCUGACAACCACCACCGUCAGGAAAAUCAUGAACUGUGGAGGAUUUGGCAUGGAGGCCACAUUUCUGCUAGUAGUGGGAUAUUCCCACAGCAAAGGGGUGGCCAUCUCCUUCCUGGUGCUUGCAGUGGGAUUCAGUGGAUUUGCUAUAUCAGGGUUUAACGUCAAUCACCUGGAUAUUGCUCCGCGUUAUGCCAGCAUCCUAAUGGGCAUUUCUAACGGUGUGGGUACCCUGUCCGGGAUGGUGUGUCCUCUGAUUGUUGGUACUAUGACGAAAAACAAGACUCGAGAAGAAUGGCAGUCCGUGUUCCUGAUCGCCUCCAUGGUGCAUUAUGGGGGCGUCAUCUUCUACGGGAUCUUUGCUUCGGGAGAAAAACAGCCUUGGGCCGACCCCGAGCAGACCAGCGAGGAGAAGUGUGGAUUCAUCGAUGAGGACGAGCUGGCAGAGGAGACGGGCGACAUCACUCAGAGCUACGGUGCUUUCGGAGGUCAGGCGAAGACGUACGGCGCGACCACUCAGGUGAACGGAGGCUGGGCCGCCGGCUGGGAGAAGACCGAGGAGUACGUCCAAGAGGAAGCACAGGGAGCGGGCUACGGGUACAGGCAGGAUGAGGGCUACUCUUAAACCAAACACACACUCAUCGCACACAAAAGUAGACUUAUUUUCCUGAGUGUGCAUCAGCUUAGUCAUAAAAAUAUCAAGAAACUACAAUCAAUCAUUGUAGGCUAUGGUUUGCACAAAUUCUAAAUAAAGAAAUCUAAAAAAUGACGAACUUAGUGUAAAGAUUACUAAAGCACAUAGAAAAUAUAAGGAUAUUUGAUUAAUAGAGGUGUCACACAUAUCAAAUUGGCAGUCUGUAAGUGUAAUAUUAUGCAUAUUGAUGAUAAAUAUAUUCAUUUGGAGUGCAACUGUAUGUAAACGUGAACAUUUCCAUCCUAUUAGCGGAGGCUUCCUGACAGCACUGGAGCCUGUAGGGCCAGGUAGAAGCUGCCCAUCAGAACCGAGCCUUCAAUUAUCAAAUUACCUGUUACAGUACAAUGUUCUACAAGCCAGCCAUUACAGUGUAUAGAUAUGUCACUGCACAGCAAGACACUCUGUUGGUAUAGAUUGUACGGUGUGUCUCCUGAACGCACUCAGAGUAGUGUGACUUUUUUAAUGCACAACAUGAUUUUUUUAUUUCCUCAUCCACGGCUUCUGUGUGUGUGUGUGUGUGUGUGUGCGUGUGUAACUCUAAGUCCUUGACAUGUAAGUGAGCUGCUGUAAAGAUUUGACGUGUGGUGUGAUGAUUCGUGCUGACCGUUUGGUUACACUUGCAUACAAAAGGUAAAAAAUGUCUUUGUUAGCUACAUGUGACCCGUUUGUGUAACUCUGCUGUUUGAGCUUUUUGGUUUUUGUUUUACCAAUUGCGACCCGUCACAUCUCAGCAGUGUAGUGCAGGAGUAAAGCCAUUCUCCUUAUCGUGAUCCACAUUGCUCUCAAAGCCUAUAGCUGUUCCGAUGCAUUGUGGAAACACAGUUUUAAAUAAAAACAUAUAUUUCAGAGAUAACUAGCAAUGCACAGAGUAUAUAUAUAUAAACGUUUAUAGAUUCAAUUUAGACAUUAAGAGAUUCAGGGUUAGACACAACCUUAUGGAGAAUUGGUGCAAUGGAAAGUACAGACUAGCAAAAAUCUGUAUGAGAGUCUUCAUAUAUUAAAACAGCAAAUCUAAGGGUAUAAUGAAAGAGGAAAAAUAUUUAAAAGUAUAAAAUAGAUACUUUACAUAAUCAAAUGAAGAGGUGAGUUAUGUGUAAUGCACAUUUUAAAGCCCCUGAAAACAAAGUAUUUCUCAAUUACUUCAAUAUAUACGAUAAAAGGGGGAAAUCUGUGUGCCUGAAACUUUCUGGUUCUAGUUGGCAAAUCACUUAUGAGCAGGCGUUGGUUGCCCGCAGCUAAACAUUCCAUGAUCAGAGCAAAAGAGGCAGAACACAUUGACCCCAAUGAUCGAUUAGCCAAAAUGUUGUUUGGACCUAAAACACCUGCAAAAAAGCAGCAGAAAUGUUUGUUCAAAGAAACAGGUCGGACUGUAAAGAGUGCGCAAUGAACUGAAGACAGAGCCUUGGACUAGAUGUCUCCACCGGCAGCCCCAGAGUCAAAUUCGCCAUCAGACCGAACAAAACUGUUUCAUCCAGACUUUGUUCGACCGACAGAAACAAAAAAAAAACUUCGACAAUCAGCAGAUUCUCAAUUAAAUGUUGAAUUUAGCUCAGAUAUAUAUUUAUAAACUCAACUGUUUCCACCUGAGCUCCGCCCACUACAGACAAGUGAAAAGGCCACAAUAACAAAUAAACAGUUUUUCCCACUUGAAUAGUCUAUAAGCAGAUUUCAUGGAAACGCCCACUGACGAUUGAGAAAAUAUGUUUUCAGGGCCUUUAAAGCUCAAGUAAAAUUGGACAGUCCCAAACAAAAGUAUUUAAAUGUUUACAUUUAUCUAUACUUCACAUUAAAUUCAACAUAGGAAGAGAUAUCUAUUUACAGUAAUAUAUAGCAUACUGCUGGAGAGGCAAUCACAUAUAUGUGCAAUUUGGAUAAAGGUCAGAGAAUGGUAGUCAUAUGAAACCUUUUAUGAUUAAUGUAUAAUGUAAUGACCGGUUUAUCAUUGGCUCCAGAAUAAGAACAAGUGAACGCACCAGGUCCUCGGGAUCAGGCUCCGUCCUCGUUCUGCACUUACACUGACUGACCCCGGUCUGAAGGGGCCAACUUACUUUAAUUUGUCACUCGUCUGUGGAGACCUGAAGUGUGCACUUCACAAUAUAGAUGUGUGUGGAUGUGUAUUUAUGCAUGGAACAAAGUGAAGUUUGUUUUCUGUCCUUUCUGGUUUUGUUUGGUUUCCCUUUUCUUUCAAACUUCUUUGUCUUGUGUCUCAGAAACUGUUACUGAUGCUUCAAUUUCUUUGCACAAUUAACCAAAGGUGAAGAGCAGGGCCGGGUUUUAGCUGGACGUCAAAACAUUUCUAAGGGAGUACAGCCCCUCAGCAGUGAGGUUUCACCAAGUGAGCCCCUGGUGUGCAGGCGGCACCAAACACAACUCAGUGUACAAAGCAAUAAAUUCAUAGUAACAGUUCUGGUCAUGAACAGUCAUGUAACUGUUUUUUAUGCAUUUGUUUAACAGUCGUGCUUUUUGUGAUAACAAAUGUAGAAAAAUUAACACUUGUGAUAAAAAAAAAGUAAAUAUACUGUAUGUAUGAAAAUAUAGUAAUAGAGCCCGAGUCAAACCUCUCUGACCACGAGAGGGUGAAGAGAGUUUGUGACGGGGCUGCUCACCAGAUGAGAAUGAUAAAACGAGCUCUGUCCGAGAGACGGACGCUCGACCUCUUCAUGUUUCUGUUUUUGUGUGAUCCACAUGUGCUAUUGUUUCUCUCUCUUUCUCUCUCUCCCUCUUACUCUCUCUCUCUCUCUCUCUCUCUCUCUCUCUCUCUCUCUCUCUCUCUCUCUCUCUCUCUCUCUCUCUCU